AUGUUGUUCCAGACCGUCUCACAUGCCAUUGCGCUGUACCGCCUCGAGCAGUCCACCAAGCAGUGCAAAGAGAUAUACAGCGGGAAGCCCAAGCCCGAGAAGGUCACCCUCCUGUGGCACCUCGUCACGCUUUCCCGGUUCAACAAGUACAACCCGCUGUUCACGACGUUCGCCGGAGUCUGGUCCGUCCUGCUGGCUGGAGCUUCCGAGCUUGCCAACCCGAACACGACCAUCCAGCCGUCCUUCAUCUUCCGCCAGGCCGCGCUAUGCUUCCUCGCCGCCUACCUCUUCUGCGGCGCCGGCAUGGUCUGGAACGACUGGGUUGACCGGGACAUCGACGCAAAGGUCACCCGGACCAAGGACCGGCCCUUGGCCGCCGGCACCGUCACCACCGUGGACGCCAUGUUGUGGAUGGUCCUCCAGAUGCUCAUGUCCCUGGCGGUUGUCCACAACAUGCUCGACGGGAAGGAUGUCUUCCGGCACAUGUUCCCCGUCGUCGUCGCCUCGGCCCUCUACCCGUACGGCAAGCGGCCCAUGGCGCUGAAGCUGCGCAUCUACCCGCAGUACAUCCUGGGCUUCACCAUCGCGUGGCCGGCGGUCCUCGGGCGGUCCGCCAUCCACGGGCGGUACGAGUCCAUCGGCGACAGCAUCGGCUACUGCCUGCCGCUCUGCUGCAUGGUCUUCUUCUGGAUCCUCUACCUCAACACGGCCUACAGCUACCAGGACGUCGUCGACGACCAGAAGAUCAACGUCAACUCCUUCUACACCGUCGGCGGCCGCCACUUCCACCGCUUCCUCGUCGUCCUCGUCAGCCCCGUGCUCAUGUGCAUGCCCCUGUACAUCCUCCGCUUCGGCUCGCCGUGGCUCUGGCUCAGCUGGCUCGGCGUGUGGACGGCCUCCUUCGCCGCCCAGCUGGCGCACUUUGACCCCGAGCGGCCGGCGAGCGGCGGAGGCGUCCACAAGAGCAACUUCGUCCUGGGCGUGUGGACGAUUGCGGCUUGCGCCGUGCAGGUGUUUCUUAGCGACAGGAGAGGGCUGUGA
Colletotrichum higginsianum IMI 349063 is the source of this 1041-nucleotide messenger RNA. Its product is annotated as UbiA prenyltransferase. The transcript is spliced from 3 exons. The record is from RefSeq and is a predicted model, not a curated record. Gene Ontology annotation, molecular function: transferase activity, transferring alkyl or aryl (other than methyl) groups. NCBI's taxonomy places the organism in Eukaryota, Fungi, Ascomycota, Sordariomycetes, Glomerellales, Glomerellaceae. The coding region runs from base 1 to 1041 and encodes 346 amino acids. Gene Ontology annotation, cellular component: membrane.